CUGCCAAUGGCAGGUAAUUGCAAUACUUGCUAUUGGCUCUCCAUCCAACUCACCCUAAGCAAGACAGGCUAGGGGGUAAGUACCCGCGUGCUGCUGUAAGGUCGUUAUCCCGCAGGACGAACUACUCGCAUCCACACCUGAGGUACCUACUAGAAACGCACCUUUACUCCAACCCGAGCCGAGAUUAGUGCUACCUACCUACCUACCUACCUAGGUAUCUACGAGGGACCCGCCAAAUAGAACGCCCCUCCACAGUUAGGUAGAGCUCGCAGAUUUGCCUGCAAUGCCGCCAUCCACAUCUAUCUCCCUCUCGCACCAACUCUCUACUAUUCUGAUCCUCUCCCUCCUCCUGCUAGCCUUCUUCCCCGAAGCAUUCCACUACCUAUUGACCUUUCCCCUCGCCUAUAUCUACCGCCAUCUGACCCAGCGCUCGGAACUCGAGCGGCACCCAGCCGGCCUCGAUUUCGGCACUGCCGCCGCCGCCGCCACUGCAGCUAACCUACUUACUCCGGCCCCGGCCCCGGCCCCCGUCGCCGCGAUGUCCUGGUUCCAGACGCAGUUCACGCUGCCCGAACGGUCGCGCGGCUCUUACCUCAUAACGGACCACGUGCUGGCGGCCGUCCCCGAGAUCCGCCUGUACCGCGUCGGCCUGCUGCACCUCUUCAUCCAGCACACGAGCUGCGCCCUCAGCCUGAACGAGAACUACGACAGCGACGUCCGCGCCGACAUGAGCGACGCCCUCGACCGCAUCGCCCCCGAGGCCGGCCCCCGCGGUCAGAGUCUUUACCGCCACAGCGCCGAGGGCAGCGACGACAUGCCUGCCCAUGUCAAGUCGGCAUUGAUCGGCGCCAGCGUCACGAUACCCAUCACGGACGGACAACUUGCGACAGGGACGUGGCAAGGCAUUUGGUAUCUGGAAUUCCGGCGGGUUAAGCAUACGAGAAAGGUCGUGGCUACUAUCCAAGGCGAGAAGUGAGCCGGACUAGUUUGGGAAGAAGAGAAACAGAGGCAGAGGGCAGAGAGAGCUCGUACAAUAGAUCACUUUUCCUGGAGCUAGCUUACGUACGGGUUAACUAACUCGGGAUCCCAAUUC
Molecule: messenger RNA, 1093 nt
Organism: Durotheca rogersii
Lineage: Eukaryota; Fungi; Ascomycota; Sordariomycetes; Xylariales; Xylariaceae
Exons: 3
Coding region: 284-976 (230 amino acids)
Source: RefSeq, a predicted model, not a curated record